Bombus terrestris (buff-tailed bumblebee) is the source of this 2003-nucleotide messenger RNA. RefSeq lists its product as uncharacterized. NCBI's taxonomy places the organism in Eukaryota, Metazoa, Arthropoda, Insecta, Hymenoptera, Apidae. Bases 423 to 1979 code for a protein of 518 amino acids. The record is from RefSeq and is a predicted model, not a curated record. The transcript is spliced from 4 exons.
CACGUCUUAUUUCGAGGUAGAUGAGACUAAAGACUCACGAAUACGAAAAUGUGUUCGCCAAGUAGAGGAUAUCAAUAAACCGUCAGACAUAAAAGUGUCUACGGGACUUAAAUAUAGAGACACGUGGAGCACUACAGAAAACGAUGAAUUAGUAUUAUCAUAUUUAUACUUUAAAAAUGUUGUAUAUAAGUUUAUAACUAGACUCUGGAUCUUUAUGUAUUUAUUCGAAAUUUAAUGGAAGAAUUUUAUCUCUUCUAACUCUUCUAACUAUUCAUCUAAGAACAUAAAUCCGCUGUCUAGUUAACAUUACAAAAUACCAGAGACGAUGAAAAACAUUCUUUUGCUUCUUCUAGGAUCUCUGCUCUUGCACAUCAGAGAUCACGUUUGAGACAACUGCAGAUAAAGAUAUUUAUUCAUUGGAUAUGAACACUAUAUCGGAACAGACAAAUAGAGUUAGUCAGACUGUACCUAAAGGUAAAACAGAUUACACAAAGGUGACAGAACCGUGGAUCAAACAAAAGCAUAGGAAGGAUGAUUUUUUUGAGUACAAAGACUUGAAAGAUUUAGAGCAAGAAAACACGGAAUUAGAAGAAAACAGAAAGAUGAAAAACAUAACUACGAAGAAAAUAAAGGACAGAAUAGAAUCUUCGGAAGAAAUUGCAACAAUUUGUUCAGAUACAGAUAAUACUUCAUUGUAUGAUCCAACAGCAGAUUUAAAAUUAUACGGUGUUGGUCAUGAAUCGAGGAACCGACAAGCGACUAUGGAAGAAGCUGCAGGAUCUAAAAUGCAAUAUUCGGAAGUGAAUCCAACAAUCUCAGAAGGGAAACUUCCGAAAAUUGAUACUGGAAAUAAAAACACAUUUUUCGACAAGCUAAUAAGAAAGACGAAGUUCGAUAAAACCACCGAUCUAUCAGAUAAAAACAAAUCCAUUCAAACAAAAUUGCACAAACAUGAUAGAGGAGAUAAUCAUAUUGAGAAAGAUACAAAUAUCGCGGACGGAAGAAAGUUUGGUGAACUUUCUAGAGAAUUAAAUAAGGAGAGUAGAAGACAGAAAGAAAAGCAUCGUCGAAGGUCAAAACGAAGAAAACGCAAUGGUUCAGAAAAAUCAACGUUCACCGAUGACGAAGAGAUUUAUCCUGAGCUUAAAUCACGAUCAAAAAGAUCACGUCGACUUGUUCCCGAAACUGCUGAAAAAGGAAGCGAAGCAGAAGAAUUGAAAUCAUACGAAAAUGAAUACUUUGCUCGUGAAUCUCCAUCGCGAAGUUAUGGACCAGAUAUUUGUAAGAACUGUGCUUCCCAUCAUCUAGAGAUGGCGAAACGAAAAUUUGAAAUGCCUAUGGUAAAAAGAUACUUGCCCAUGUAUCAGAGUCCAGGACUGAUCGAAGAAUUGAAAAGGCACGAUCGAAUGAGAUUAAUUCGAGAAAGAGAAAUUAGAAGACGAAGAAGUGGAAGUUCUCAUCGAUCUUCAGAUGCGCAAGAUCGAAAGGUCGAUCGUUCUCCUGCACCUGAUUCGUCGCUUAAACCGAAAGAAAAGGACGGCAGACUUGCUUAUCAAGAGUCGCAAGCUUAUAAAAAUGUCUUACGCGAAUUUCAAACAAGGGCUGGACGUCAAGAAGUUCGUAAGAAACCUAGAAAUAGGAUACCGUUAAUAUGCUUGUCUGAAAAGGCAGACAAAAGUAAAGAAGUGGAACAACUAUAUCCAUGUGAAAGACAAGCUCGACAAAAGCCGAAUGUGAUGAAGAAAUUCGCUGAUAAAAUGGUAGCACCAUUCAAGCCGCCUAAAUAUAAGAAACACAAAUGCAAGACGCACAGAGGAGACGUAAAGUUUGAAGAAAUGGAAAUUAUGUAUGAUUGCUUAUGUGACGCAGAAGUUUUAAGCGAGGCAUCUUCUACUUGUAGUUGCGUUAAAAAGACACAUAAAUCUGGUACUUUAACAUCCGCCGAUGAAACAAGUGAUAAUAACGAGUCAAUCCAGUAAAAGGGUAAAAAUAAUAUCUUCAAA